CAGCCCUUCUCUUCUUCCACAUCUCCUCACGUCUCUUCUCAGACCUGCUCCUCUCUCCGUCCCUGUCUCGCAGGCACCGCGUUGUCCUCGGACUACACGAGGUAAGAGACGAGCUGAUGACUGUCCGCCGAGGAGACAAGGUGCCCAUCAGCAUCCAGGAGCACAUGGCCAUCAAUGUGUGCCCUGGACCCAUCCGCCCCAUCCAGCAGAUCUCCGACUACUUCCCCAGAUUCACUCCAUGGCCGGAGGGCACCCCGUCUCCUACCGGGCACCCCGUCAACCUCUCAGCACUGGACAUACCGCAUCAAGCAGCCGAACAGGUGGACGGCGCUGACGACUUGGACAACUACGACUCCGACGACGGCACUUCUCUGGGAACACUGGAAUUUGAAUUAUUUUAUGACCAAGAGAAAUGUAUCCUGCAGUGCGACAUCCUGAGAGCGAAGGGACUCAAGCCGAUGGAUUUCAAUGGCCUCGCCGACCCCUACGUGAAGAUCCACCUCCUGCCGGGAGCCUGCAAGGCAAACAAGCUGAAGACGCGCAUAGUGAGGAACACGCUGAACCCCACGUGGAACGAGAACCUGACCUACUGCGGCAUCACCUCUGAAGACAUGGCCAAGAAGAUACUGAGGAUCUCCGUGUGCGAUGAAGACAAACUGAGUCAUAACGAGUUUAUUGGAGAAACGCGCGUCCCGCUGCGGCGGCUGAAGCCCGGAGAGAGGAAGCACUUCAACCUCUGUCUGGAGCGGCAAAUCCCUUUGUCCUCCCCUUCUUCAAUGUCAGCUGCACUCCGGGGGAUUUCUUGUUACCUGAAAGAGCUGGAGCGCUGCCAGGAGUGGGAACUGGAGGAACGAGGGAGGAUCCUUCUGUCUCUCAUGUACAGCACUGAAAGCGGGGGGCUUGUCGUGGGCAUCUUGCGUUGCGCUCAUCUCGCUGCUAUGGAUGUCAAUGGAUUUUCAGAUCCUUAUGUCAAAACUUACCUGAAGCCGGAUGUGGAGAAGAAGUCCAAGCACAAGACGGCGGUGAAGAAGAAGACGCUGAACCCAGAAUUUAAUGAGGAGUUCUUCUAUAAAAUCACUCUCCACGAGCUGCAGAAGAGGAGCCUGGAGGUGACAGUGUGGGACUACGACCUGGGAAAGUCCAACGAUUUCAUAGGGGGCGUUACACUCGGCAUGAACGCCAAAGGGGAGUGUCUUAAACACUGGAUGCAGUGUCUGUCUUCCACCAAUCAGAGGGCAGAACACUGGCACACGCUGACCAAUGAGCUUCCGGGAUCCACCUACACCGACUAG
This is a messenger RNA of Bufo bufo (common toad), 1292 nucleotides long. It is a transcript of the gene DOC2A, whose product is annotated as double C2 domain alpha. The transcript has 11 exons. NCBI's taxonomy places the organism in Eukaryota, Metazoa, Chordata, Amphibia, Anura, Bufonidae. Gene Ontology annotation, cellular component: membrane. The record is from RefSeq and is a predicted model, not a curated record. The coding region runs from base 117 to 1292 and encodes 391 amino acids.